CGUGGCAGAUGGAAGCUCACACUACGCAUGGAGAGCAGUGUCCUCCUUACAGCACAGCCUCAUCCAUGGCGACCCAAUUAUUCCUUUCACUUUAUCUGUCAAAACCCACUUCCUUCCUCCCAUUUAAGUCGCUCCUAUGCUCCUAGCUACCGUCGCUGGGACUCCAAUGCCGAAACCAUUCGUUCCCAAAGAUUCGGUGUCAAUUUCAGAGACAAAGGCAACGGAGAAAAAGACGAAGACGAUGAAGAAGACGAAGAAGAUUACGAGUACAGUAGAAGGGAAGGGAAGAAGAAAAGGCGGUGGUGGUCGGACGAGUCGUCGGAGAUGGAGGAGGAAGGCUCGGGUGGAAUCUUGGAGGAUGCCAUUGAUAGUGUCUGGAUUUUUAAGGUGUUCAAAUCGUAUGGUUGGGCAUUUCCAGCUAUUAUCAUAUCUUUGCUGCUGUCUACGGGUCCGAAAGCUUUCAUAAUGGCGUUAGCACUCCCCCUUGUUCAGUCAGCAUUUUCACUGUUAUAUGAGAAGUUAUGGGGAGGGACACAAAGUAGGCCGAAACGCAAGUCCAGGACCAGGAGGAGAAGGAAACCUUUUGCCAGCACUGUAGGUAACGCUAGAACCAAAGAAAAAGAAAAAUAUGAUGAAGAGCAGGAAACUAGUGACAAAAGAAUGGGUUAUCAAUCUUGGGUAGUUGGAAAUGAUGCUUCAGCUGAUAGUAGUGGUCGAGAUGCAUCGAGUUUAGGCGGAUGGGAUGAUCUUGAAAGAAUGGAAUCUGCACGGAGGCAAUCUCAAAGAAAGCCGAUGGGGAAGGGUAAGUUGAGUCGGAGAGAAAGAAAUAGUGACACACCUCUCCUGUUAAGAUUGUUGAUUGCUGUUUUCCCAUUUUUGGGUACAUGGACAAAGAUGUUUUGGUGAAUAGAGUAGUCUCAAACCUGUAGUAUUCCGAUCGGUUUGCCUGAAAGUAUUCGGAUCAACUACUACAAGAUUUUUCCGUCUGCUGUUACGGAUCCACGAUAAAUCAGCUGAGUCUAAGAUCAAGAAAUCGGUUGAACCGUUGAAGCUUAAGAUCAAUGAUUUUCUGAUAGCAUAAUUUAGCCAUUUUUUGUAUACACCAGACUCGGAUGCUGGCGUUCUUCAAGAAAUUAUUAUUUUGUACGCCAUCGUAUAUAGUAUAUAUUCCAAAUACAAUUUCACAGUACAUUUGACAUUUCAUUCCAUACGGUGGAAUUUGGUAUUA
Malus domestica (apple) is the source of this 1228-nucleotide messenger RNA. RefSeq lists its product as uncharacterized. The record is from RefSeq and is a predicted model, not a curated record. Lineage: Eukaryota; Viridiplantae; Streptophyta; Magnoliopsida; Rosales; Rosaceae.